GCGGGGUACGUCCUCGCGCCUGCCUUGGAAGCACGUGCUGGGGGGCAGGAGCCUCAGCUGGAGCAGCGGCAAGCGGCGGGAGCUAUGGCGUCGUUACUUUGGGGAGGCGACGCCGGGGCGGCGGAGAGCGAGCGGCUCAGUAGCCACUUAUCGAAUCUCAUUCCCCGGAAGAGUCUUCGGGGUCUUAAGAGUACUACAGUCCCUGGACUAGGUGCUUCCAUUAAUAAUUCUGAAGAUGAUGAUGAAGAGGAUAUGGUGGAUUUGGCUGCCAACUCACUCUUGAACAAACUAAUCCGGCAGUCCUUAGUAGAGUCCACUCACCGUGUGGAGGUCUUACAGAAGGAUCCUAGCUCUCCCCUCUAUUCAGUAAAGACAUUUGAAGAGUUGCGACUAAAGGAAGAGAUACUGAAAGGGAUUUAUGCAAUGGGAUUCAACAGACCAUCAAAAAUCCAGGAGAUGGCCCUCCCCAUGAUGUUGGCACACCCACCCCAGAACCUCAUAGCACAGAGCCAGUCUGGAACAGGCAAAACAGCUGCUUUUGUCUUGGCAAUGCUAAGCAGAGUUAAUGCCUCAGAGCUGUUUCCACAGUGUCUCUGCCUAGCUCCAACUUAUGAAUUGGCUCUGCAAACUGGACGUGUGGUUGAGCAGAUGGGAAAAUUUUGUAUUGAUGUUGAAGUGAUGUAUGCUGUUCGAGGAAACCGAGCUCCGAGAGGCACCGAUAUAACCAAACAAAUUAUAAUUGGCACCCCUGGGACUGUCCUAGAUUGGUGCUUUAAACGAAAAGUGAUCGAUUUGAAUAAGAUCCGUGUAUUUGUCCUGGAUGAAGCAGAUGUGAUGAUUGAUACCCAGGGAUUCUCAGACCAAAGCAUUCGAAUUCAGAGAGCUUUACAGCCCGAAUGCCAAAUGCUGCUCUUCUCAGCAACUUUUGAGGAUUCCGUGUGGCAGUUUGCUGAGCGAAUCAUUCCUGAUCCUAAUGUGAUCAAGCUACGCAAAGAAGAGCUGACUCUGAACAACAUCAGGCAGUAUUAUGUUCUAUGUGACAGUAGGAAAGACAAAUACCAAGCCCUGUGCAACAUCUAUGGAGGCAUCACCAUUGGUCAGGCCAUCAUCUUUUGCCAGACUCGUCGAAAUGCAAAAUGGUUAACUGUGGAGAUGAUGCAGGAUGGCCACCAAGUAUCUUUGUUGAGUGGAGAGCUGACAGUUGAUCAGCGGGCUUCAAUCAUCCAGAGGUUUCGUGAUGGGAAAGAGAAAGUCCUUAUAACCACCAAUGUCUGUGCUCGAGGCAUUGAUGUGAAGCAAGUCACAAUCGUUGUGAACUUUGACCUUCCUACAAACCAAACUGGUGACCCAGACUAUGAGACCUACCUCCAUCGAAUAGGACGAACAGGCCGCUUUGGCAAAAAGGGCAUCGCCUUCAACAUGAUUGAAGUGAAUAAGUUGCCCUUACUUUUUAAAAUUCAGGAUCACUUCAACAGCACGAUUAAGCAGCUGGAUCCAGAUGACAUGGAUGAAAUUGAAAAGAUCGAAUAUUAAAGUGAAGACUUUGAAAGGGCUUAUGAAACAUUCCCAUGCGUGUGUAAACAGGUUCCAGAAAGCUAUAAUUGUAACUUGAUGGUUGGGGCUUUUUCAAAAGGAAAACUGUUAUUUGUCAUACAGUGAAAUAAAG
Messenger RNA from Dromiciops gliroides (monito del monte), 1666 nucleotides. It is a transcript of the gene DDX25, whose product is annotated as DEAD-box helicase 25. The record is from RefSeq and is a predicted model, not a curated record. The transcript has 12 exons. NCBI's taxonomy places the organism in Eukaryota, Metazoa, Chordata, Mammalia, Microbiotheria, Microbiotheriidae. Gene Ontology annotation, molecular function: RNA helicase activity; RNA binding; ATP binding. Gene Ontology annotation, biological process: poly(A)+ mRNA export from nucleus. The coding region runs from base 85 to 1533 and encodes 482 amino acids. Gene Ontology annotation, cellular component: nucleus; cytoplasmic stress granule.